UUAUACAAACAUUCUUUCUUUCUCAUUUUCUCUUUCAAUGUAUAUAUUACAUGCAUAUGUGUGGAUGUGUAACACAUCUCAUGCAACAUACGAUAUCAAUGCAGUGGUGAUAUUUUUUCAAGAACAAUAGAAAUGUUUUUAUGGAUCUGAACACACAGUUUGUUACAUAAAUAAAUGUUUUUUAUCAAUGCCAUAUGAAAUGAAAUGCAAAUAAAUAUGAAGGAUGCACUUAAUAUAUGUACAUAUAUAUAUAAAUUAAUUAAUGUAAGAAACCUUUUCAAAUACUGAAUAACAGUUUAUUCGUUAGUUAUGGAAAUAGAUAUAUUUCGAUUCAAACGGAAUUCAAGGAAGACUAGAUUCAGUAUUAUUCAGCAUGAAGAUUCAUUGGAAAUUUGUUCAGAACUAAAGGAUACAAGUAGAAUAGAAUUUCACCCCGUUGUUGGCCCAAUGAUUACUUGUCAGGUUCCAGAUAACUUUAUUUCAAAGGAUAUUUUUGAUAAUGUUAGUGUUUAUAUCAUACCCAAAGCACAACUGCAGCGAAGUACCAUAACAGUAACAUUGAAGGAUUAUAAAAUCUUAGGAUUUCCUGUGAGAAUCGAUGACAAUAAAUAUGCAAGAAAUGCAUUUUAUUUUAAUUUAUGUUUUGUCUGUGAUGCACAAGCACGUACCGUUCAUUAUGAACCUGUUGUGAAGAAGAUGUCUGAUUUUCUAAUGGCUCUUGAAGUAGAAAAUUGUUUUUUAUCCGCGUCUGAGGUUAAAACAAGAUUAGCAGAAAUGCUCCAACAAGUAAUGCAGGAUUUAAAUUUGCACAAAAUGUGUACAUUAACGGAAGGAACAAUGACAUCCAAUUUGAAAGUCAUCAAGUUAGCACCCGAACCGAAGCCAGUUCUUGAUCAUCAGGUACCGAUCUUCUUAGAAGGCCGUGAAGCAUUUCAAAGCGAUCAAUGGGAUUUAACUACUCAACAAGUAUUACCUUACAUAGAUGGAUUUAAUCAUGUUGCACGAAUAGCGGCCGAAGCAGAUGUAGAAAAUAACUUGGUUAAAAGUUGCGUGCAGAACCUUGUCUAUUACGGUGUUGUAACCCUAAUUCCAAUAUUUCAAUACAGUAACGUUUAUGGUGCAACAUCCAAGUUAAAAGAAUUGGCAGAAAACCCAAAGCUACAGGAACGAUGUAUAGCGUAUGCUUCAAAAUUUCCUAGACAACCUGCGUACCUUAGGGAUAUAUAUAGAAUGUAUGCAAGUAUGACACAUGGUAGCAGUAUGAGGGAUCUCUGUCAACGUCUGAACCCUCAGAAUUUAAGGAUUAACGAAAGACGAUUGGUACAAUUUGGUCUAAUCGAAGGUCUUAUCCGUAGAGUAUAUAAGUAUCCAAUAUAUUUGCCAGGAUCUCCUUGCAACGAGGAAGCAAAGAACAAUCCAAUUUAUAAGUACUUUACAGGUACAUACAGUCUUGACGAGAUUUGUUGCAGCACCGGUCAAUCAGCUGCACAAAUUGAAGAUAUUGUUGAACGUGAUCCAAACGUUGUCAUGUUAUGGAAAUAAUAUUUGAAAGUACAAUUUUUUUCGUCAUAUUGAUAAGCGAAAGAAAAUUUUUUACGGCACGCAGGAUAUAUUGUGUAUAACGAUGUAUGGACAAGUUACAAACGUAUAUUUAUUAUAUUUAUUCGAUAUUA
This is a messenger RNA of Osmia bicornis bicornis, 1673 nucleotides long. It is a transcript of the gene Nprl2, whose product is annotated as GATOR complex protein NPRL2. The coding region runs from base 310 to 1542 and encodes 410 amino acids. The record is from RefSeq and is a predicted model, not a curated record. Gene Ontology annotation, biological process: negative regulation of TORC1 signaling; positive regulation of autophagy; cellular response to amino acid starvation. Gene Ontology annotation, molecular function: GTPase activator activity. Gene Ontology annotation, cellular component: GATOR1 complex; vacuolar membrane. The transcript has 10 exons. NCBI's taxonomy places the organism in Eukaryota, Metazoa, Arthropoda, Insecta, Hymenoptera, Megachilidae.